AUGGAGAGCCCGUACAUUGUCAAGCUCGUUGGCGCCAGCUGGACACGCCCCAUUGACAUUGAAGCGGUCGUCGAGUACAUGGACCUCGGCGACCUCCGUACCUACCUCGCGACCCACAUGGCGACGCAGUUUCCGUGGAGCGACAAGGCUCUCUGCGUCCAGAGUAUCGUCUUUGGCCUUGUCUACCUCCACACGUUCGACCCGCCGAUCAUCCACCGCGAUCUCAAGUCCAAGAAUAUCCUGCUCGACGCGGUCAAAGGCACCAAGCUCACCGACUUUGGCAUCUCGCGCGAGAUCGACGAGUCGAGCAUGACCAACGGCAUUGGUACGUACCAGUGGAUGGCCCCCGAGGUCAUUAGCGGGACGCGCUACUCGGCGGCCGCCGACGUUUACUCGUUUGGGGUCGUUUUGGCCGAGCUGAGUACCCACCAAGUCCCGUACUCGGAUGCAGUUCAUCCCGAGACGGGUCGCGCACUCACACAGCAGUCGAUUCUGUCGAAAGUGACAACGGGCGAGCUCCAGCCGACGUUUGAUGCGACGACGCCGAUGUAUGUCAAGGAGUGGGGCAACCGCUGCUUGGCCACAAACCCGGAUGACCGACCGACAACGCUCGAGCUGACGCUGUUUGUACGGGAACUCGUCCAGCGUAGCUCGACGGUUAGCUUGUAAAAGCCACAACGAUACAAACGCAUGGGAGGGACUCGCCUCGACAUAGACACGCUAGAGACUACACUCAUCAAUUGUCCUACAUACUCGUAACAAACAUUAGUGUACGUCGCA
Messenger RNA from Saprolegnia diclina VS20, 780 nucleotides. RefSeq names its product TKL protein kinase. The transcript has 2 exons. The record is from RefSeq and is a predicted model, not a curated record. Gene Ontology annotation, biological process: protein phosphorylation. Lineage: Eukaryota; Oomycota; Saprolegniomycetes; Saprolegniales; Saprolegniaceae. Gene Ontology annotation, molecular function: protein kinase activity; ATP binding. Bases 1 to 669 code for a protein of 222 amino acids.